Gossypium raimondii (Peruvian cotton) is the source of this 943-nucleotide messenger RNA. Its product is annotated as protein RGF1 INDUCIBLE TRANSCRIPTION FACTOR 1. The record is from RefSeq and is a predicted model, not a curated record. The transcript has 4 exons. The coding region runs from base 91 to 837 and encodes 248 amino acids. NCBI's taxonomy places the organism in Eukaryota, Viridiplantae, Streptophyta, Magnoliopsida, Malvales, Malvaceae.
AUAAAUACUCAUAUCACUAUCUCUCUCUCUCCUCUGAACUCCACUGUCUUGAUAAGUACUGCUCAAGGAGAGGCCUGCUUUAAAGUGUUUAUGGUGAUUAUGGGAAUUCAAAAGCCUGCAUGGUUAGAAGCUCUCUACACCCAGAAAUUCUUUGUUGGGUGUUGUUACCAUGAAACUGCAAAGAAGAACGAAAAGAACGUGUAUUGUUUGGAUUGUUGCGUCAGUAUUUGCCCUCACUGCAUACCCUCACAUCGUUUCCACAGGCUUCUUCAGGUUCGUCGCUACGUAUAUCAUGAUGUUGUCAGAUUGGAAGAUCUUCAGAAGCUUAUAGAUUGCUCUAAUGUCCAGGCCUAUACUAUAAACAGUGCUAAGGUGGUAUUUAUCAAAAAGAGACCUCAAAACAGGCAAUUCAAAGGAGCUGUAAACUAUUGUACUUCUUGUGAUAGAAGUCUCCAAGAACCAUUUAUCCAUUGCUCCCUGGGGUGCAAGGUGGAUUUUCUGCUGAAACAUUACAAAGAUUUGUCGCCAUUCUUAAGGAAAUGUAAAACUUUAACACUGAGCCCAGAUUUCCUAAUUCCCCAAGAGACUGGGGAGGAAGAAAUGGCAAACGAGACAGCACAGUCAACAGUAGUGGACAGUGAUGAGCCAAUGAGCUGGUCGUCGUCAGGGUCGGAGAGCAUGAGCAUGAGCAUGGCAUACAGUUCUGAUCAGAUUGUUAGGAAGAAAAGAAGUGGGCUAUAUUUGUGGAGAUCAUCAGCUAACAGGGUUUCAGAUGAGGAAAUUGCUUCAAGCAUGAGUAGAAGGAAAGGCAUUCCUCAUAGAUCUCCUCUAUGUUAGAAUAAAUAUUAAAAUAGAAUAAAAAUCAAAAUCAAAUAGUUUAGUUUUGAUAUUUUUGACUGAAGCUGAACCAUUAUUAAUUUCAAAAUGCUUUAACCUCUCUGUC